GUCCAGCUCUCCCACGUCAGCUCUAUGACUCAGAACAAAUCUCUUAAUCUUAGUAAACUUUCAUUUUCUCAUUUAUAAGACUAAUAAUUGUAAUCUCUGAAUUAUUCUGACUAGUAAGUGAGUUUUUGUGGGAAGAACUUAACACCUGACAUACUCCAUAACUGUCCCUUCUACCUUAGAAUGAGAGGUAGUCAGCGAGCCCUUGCCAUACCCCUCUCCAAGAACACGUUGUGCAAGCAUCUCUUCAUUCCUUCAACAACCUUUUGCCAUUAGUUUAUUAGAAUUAAAGAUUGUAAGAGAGGGCUAACAUAGCCACUGUCCUGUGCCUAAUGAGAAGCGUUACUGAGAACCAGAGGAAGGUCCUUAUUUUUAGCCCCGGUGACACACGAGUUCUCAGAAGUAACAGGAGGAAGAAGAAGGUAAAUGUUACAGCCACCAAGUAGACUGUGAAAGGCCUCAGGGGAAAGUGAUAAACGAACCAUGAUCGAGAAGUAAAGGGGGAGAAAUGUUGGGAAGCUAAGGCAGGCGCUGUGCAUUGCGGAGAGCAGAGAGCGUUCAGACAGGAUGGGUGGGUGACUAAGAAGAGAGUAAAGGAAGAUGGAAGAGAUGAGUCACACUGUGAGGCUUCCUCUGGGCAGCUGCACGCUUGCAUCGAGUACAAGAGAGAAGUUCACAGAAGAAACCGUCCCAGCGUUAAUCAUGAGUGUGAGGAGGUUUCCCUCGCGGUUGGCUUUCUAUUUAUCUUCUGCUUCUCUAUAUUAUUCCAAGCCAAAAUAUUUCAGGUUGACAAAUUUGCAAUGGAGUUAGAACGGAACCGGAAUUUGAACAAUACCAUAGUUCAUGUUGACAUGGACGCUUUCUAUGCAGCUGUGGAAAUGAGGGACAACCCGGAACUGAAGGAUAAACCCAUUGCUGUAGGAUCCAUGAGCAUGUUGGCUACUUCGAAUUACCAUGCAAGGAGGUUUGGUGUCCGUGCAGCCAUGCCAGGAUUUAUUGCUAAGAGGCUCUGCCCACAACUUAUUAUAGUGCCCCCAAACUUUGACAAAUAUAGAGCUGUGAGUAAGGAGGUUAAGGAGAUACUUGCUGAAUAUGAUCCCAAUUUUAUGGCCAUGAGUCUGGACGAAGCCUACUUGAAUAUAACACAGCACUUGCAGGAAAGGCAAGAUUGGCCUGAGGACAAAAGAAGAUACUUCAUCAAGAUGGGAAACUACUUAAAAAUCGACACACCCAGACAGGAAGCUAACGAGCUGACUGAGUAUGAGCGGUCCAUCUCCCCGCUGCUUUUUGAAGAUAGUCCUCCUGAUUUGCAACCCCAAGGAAGUCCUUUCCAACUGAACUCUGAAGAACAAAACAAUCCUCAAAUAGCCCAAAAUUCAGUUGUUUUUGGAACAUCAGCUGAGGAAGUGGUAAAGGAAAUUCGCUUCAGAAUUGAACAAAAAACAACGCUGACAGCCAGCGCAGGCAUCGCCCCCAAUACAAUGUUAGCAAAAGUGUGCAGUGAUAAGAAUAAGCCAAACGGACAGUACCAGAUCCUUCCCAGCAGGAGCGCGGUGAUGGACUUCAUCAAGGACCUGCCUAUUAGAAAGGUUUCUGGGAUAGGAAAAGUUACAGAGAAAAUGUUAAUGGCUCUCGGGAUUGUUACUUGCACAGAACUCUACCAACAGAGAGCGUUGCUGUCUCUCCUUUUCUCUGAAACCUCUUGGCAUUAUUUUCUUCACAUCGCGCUGGGUCUAGGUUCAACAGACCUGGCAAGGGAUGGAGAAAGGAAAAGCAUGAGUGUUGAAAGGACAUUCAGUGAGAUAAGUAAGACAGAGGAACAGUACAGCCUGUGCCAAGAACUGUGCGCUGAGCUCGCCCACGACCUCCAGAAGGAAGGACUUAAGGGAAGAACCGUCACCAUUAAGCUGAAGAACGUGAAUUUUGAAGUAAAAACUCGUGCAUCUACCGUUCCGGCCGCCAUUUCUACUGCAGAGGAAAUAUUUGCCAUUGCCAAGGAGCUGCUAAGGACAGAAGUUAAUGUGGGUUCUCCACACCCCCUGCGGUUAAGACUGAUGGGUGUCCGAAUGUCUACUUUUUCCAGUGAAGAUGACAGGAAACACCAACAAAGGAGCAUCAUUGGUUUCUUACAAGCUGGAAACCAAGCUUUGUCAUCUACUGGGGAUAGUCUAGACAAAACUGACAAAACUGAGCUUGCAAAGCCCUUAGAAAUGUCUCAUAAGAAGAGUUUCUUUGAUAAAAAGCGAUCAGAAAGAAUCUCCAACUGUCAAGACACAUCCAGAUGUAAAACUGCGGGUCAGCAAGCUUUACAGAUCUUGGAACCAUCCCAAGCAUUAAAGAAGCUGAGCGAGAGUUUUGAAACAUCAGAGAAUUCAAAUGACUGUCAGACAUUUAUAUGUCCAGUUUGCUUUAGGGAGCAAGAAGGUGUCAGUCUGGAAGCCUUUAAUGAACAUGUAGAUGAGUGUCUUGAUGGACCGUCAACCAGUGAGAACUCAAAAAUAUCCUGUUACUCACAUGCUUCCUCUGCAGACAUUGGUCAGAAGGAAGAUGUACACCCCUCUAUUCCACUGUGUGAGAAACGGGGGCAUGAAAAUGGAGAGAUCACUUUAGUAGAUGGUGUAGAUCUAACAGGGACGGAAGACAGAUCAUUGAAAGCAGCAAGGAUGGACACUCUAGAGAAUAAUCGCAGCAAAGAGGAAUGUCCUGAUAUUCCAGACAAGUCUUGUCCUAUAUCACUGGAAAAUGAAACCAUCAGUACAUUAAGUAGGCAAGACUCUGUCCAGCCUUGUACAGAUGAGGUAGUAACAGGACGAGCUCUAGUGUGUCCUGUUUGUAACCUAGAACAAGAGACUUCUGAUCUUACCCUCUUCAACAUACAUGUGGAUAUUUGCUUAAAUAAAGGUAUUAUCCAAGAACUGAGAAAUAGUGAAGGUAAUUCAGUUAAACAACCCAAAGAAAGCUCGAGAAGUACUGACAGACUUCAGAAGGCUUCAGGAAGGACCAAAAGGCCAGGAACGAAGACAAAGAGCUCAACUUUGAAGAAAACAAAGCCCCGAGAUCCCAGACACACCCUUGAUGGAUUUUUUAAAUGAACUUUGAACAUUUUAUCAACGUUUAUCAUUGAAAUUAUUAUUUUCAUAGUCAAUAUAUUUAUUCUUCCUCAUUUUAAAUGUAUUCCUUUAAGGAAGACAAGUGCAAUAAUGCCUCCCCUACGUGACCUUUUUAAGAAUGUAGACUGAAUAUUAAUUUAUUUCAUUUAUGUUUUCCUUAAUAGCCAUGAGAAUUUCAUUCCCAGUAUAUAUAUAUAUAUCUUAGUUGGAAAUCAGUCGUGUUAGAGACAGUGUAAGAAGUGAGGUCAGAAAGUGAUGCGUUAUUUUAUAAUGGAUAUAAAAUAUUUCCAAGGACUCUGAGCCACAUGGAGCAACCUCACCAUCAGCUCCUCCAUGCUUAGUCACCAUGGUGCCAUUGAUGCUUCCGUACCUACCUGUGUGCAUCUCUGUGUCCUGUGAGCAGAUGCAGUUAGAAUCGGCCAUGAUGUCCAUGAAGAACAUUAGCUUAACAUAAAGAGUGUGGGCAUGGCUGUUCCCUUCAGGAAGGUGAUGCACAGUAUUAUCUGUGUUCAGAGGACCUGUCCAAACCUGUGAUUUGUAUUCUUACUUAUCUUACAUAUAAGCACUUGGUUCACAUAAAUAUUUAGUCCAUAAUUCAAAAUCUUUUUUUUAACUCAGUACUUUAAAUGGCAGUAUUUAAUUUCUUAACAUUUAUAUUUGACUACAAAUCUGCAGUAAACAAGGUAAGUUGUGUAGUUGCCUGGUUUUCAUUCCCCUCUUUAGGAGAAAAUAGACACCUCAGAAGAUGUGCCCUGAGGAGUCACUGCACUUACCGUAGCUGCUUCUCUGUCGUCUCUGCUAAUUGUUGUGGGAGAAAGAUUUGCAGCAAUUCAGAGGUUGCUGCAGAUGUAGUACCACCCACAAGUUCUUACCAAAAAGCCCUUCCUGCUACUACUUUAAGAACUGAAUUCUGCUGGGUUGUGGUGGUGCACGCCUUUAAUCCCAGCACUGGGAGGCAGAGGCAGAGGCAGGUGGAUCUCUGAAUUUGAGGACAACCUGGUCUACAGAGUGAGUUCCAGAAAGAACAGCCUGGACCACACAGAGAAACCCUACUUCAAAACACAAAAAAGGAAAAAAAAAACCCUGAAUAUUUUUUAUAGUCUUGCCUUUGCUUAUUUUAAUGCAUUUAUUAUAGACAGAGAGAUAUUUGAUGGUCCUUAGAACCGACCUUGUAUGGCACAGUCUUAACCUGACUUUUAAUUGCUAGACUGCUUAAAAAAAUGGGCUAAAAGCUCGCUGACACACCAGACCCUUACCUGAUAUUAUACACCACAACAGUUCCAACUCUGUGGUCCUUUGGUUAUUGGUUGUGAUUUACUUAUGUAAACUAUUUAUAAAAUUAAAUUCAAUGAAACUGAUUUAAUGUAUUGAAAAAUAGAUAUUACUGUAUUAUUUUCUUCCAUCUGAAGUUUAUUUUUGUUGUUUUCAACAUUAAGUAAUAAAUUAUUUUCAUGUAGAUGCUA
Mus musculus (house mouse) is the source of this 4570-nucleotide messenger RNA. RefSeq names its product polymerase (DNA directed), kappa (gene Polk). Bases 798 to 3089 code for a protein of 763 amino acids. The record is from RefSeq and is a predicted model, not a curated record. NCBI's taxonomy places the organism in Eukaryota, Metazoa, Chordata, Mammalia, Rodentia, Muridae. Gene Ontology annotation, biological process: nucleotide-excision repair, DNA gap filling; cellular response to UV; DNA damage response. Gene Ontology annotation, cellular component: site of DNA damage; nucleoplasm; nucleus. The transcript has 13 exons. Gene Ontology annotation, molecular function: DNA polymerase activity; DNA binding; damaged DNA binding.